Pseudovirgaria hyperparasitica is the source of this 1359-nucleotide messenger RNA. RefSeq lists its product as uncharacterized. NCBI's taxonomy places the organism in Eukaryota, Fungi, Ascomycota, Dothideomycetes, Acrospermales, Acrospermaceae. The transcript has a single exon. The record is from RefSeq and is a predicted model, not a curated record. The coding region runs from base 1 to 1359 and encodes 452 amino acids.
AUGUCUCAACAGCACUCUUCUUCCUUUUUCGUACCUCCACAAGGACUUGACCAACUGCACAAUAUCUCUACCUCCGAGUCUCGAUCGUAUGACCGUGGGCUACAGGGGAAGCCCGACUUUCGUCGUGGCUCAGGCACACCUUUCCCCAGGGGUUCUGCCACAGAGUCCUACCCUCCGCGCAUCCAAUACGGGGUCGAACAAUCCGAUUUGUCAUGCGACGUUGGACUCUUCAAUCCAGCGAAUCUUCCUUUGUUCAGGGACCAUACCAGCCCAUAUGGUGGCUUUUCCUUCGCUCCGUCUAGCCGCAAGACAAUUGAAUCUCCACCGGUCAGCCCAAGGACAAGCCCAACGCAUUUCAACACUCGACUGGGUCACGAGAAUCAUGCUCUACCUGAGCCCGAGGACCAAGGGCCAAGUUCGAGCCACGGCUCCGACCGUGGUGCUGAUGGUGUCGGUCAUCCAAAUCCACUCGACCGCAACACCGUCCACGCAGGUUCGAAACGCAAGCUGAUGUCUGACUCCGUCGAUGACGAUGACGAUGAUGAAAUCGUGGCGCAGGCGCCACCAAAGCGUAAGAAGGGGAACGCGCUGCAGAGGACGAAUCAGGUUGAUUUUGAGAAGGCGAAUGGCUUGUUCGUCGACUUCGCCAGUGUGGAGGUCGGGGCGCAGAUUGCGGAAGCUGGCCUUCCCAAUCAAUAUGCGCCUGCUGCCGACGAGGAUGUAGAAGAAGGCAGCCUGCCACCCGACACAAUGCCCACUGCGGAGUACAUGCGCCACAACAACCACCAGAUCUCCAGAUGGAGGAGCAAUCUUCAAGAUCCGACAGAUGUAGACUUCCCGCAUGACCCCAACUCACCAGGGGCAGGCUCACCGGCAGCAAUGCAGGCAACACCGCCGCUAGAAGCGAACACUUGGGGUCCACCGAUGGAUCAAGCUGGCCCUAGCCCUGCACGCUUGUCGAAUGGGGCAAACAAUACAAACCGCAACGGAAGCCCAUUUUCCGAUUUGACAUCUAUCAGCCGCAGACGCCCAAAUCCCCGUGACCACCGGGCUACACAGAGCCAACGCGGAGAACAUCAUGGAGGCAGAGGUCACCCUGCACCUCUCCCCAACGCCACGGCAAACCCAGUCGAACCUCCGCACUUGCCGCUUCAUGGACGUGUGUAUGCCGAGAUCGUCGUUCCCAAUGGACGAUUCGAGGAGCGCAUGAUUGUUGAUCAGAUGAACUGCCAUUGGGUCUUCGAGGCUGCUUCUCGGUAUGCCUUUGAGCGUGAGAAUGGGAUGGGCGCCGUCAGUCUAGACGACUUUGUCAGGAUAUUUGGGCUCGGACGACACUACGGUCACUGGGAGCCCCGAUGA